AUGGAGGAGCUGCUGGAUGAGUUACUGGUUGGAGAGCUGGACGGAUGGAGGAGUAUGAAAGAGACAGAGAGAAUAAUCUGUAGAAAGGUAACUCUUGUCGUACAUCAGAGAAGUCACACAGGAGAGAAACUAUUUAAAUGCUCUGAAUGCAGACAAUGUUUUACUAAGAAGCAACAUCUUGAAAGACACCUGAGGAUUCAUACAGGAGAGAAACCAUUUACAUGUUCUGAAUGUAGAAAAUGUUUUUCACAGGAGUCAUCUCUGGUUGUACAUCAGAGGAGUCACACAGGAGAAAAACCAUUUAAAUGCUCUGAAUGCAGCAACAGUUUUAAAGAGAAGCAACAUCUUGUAAGACACCUGAGGAUUCACACAGGAGAGAAACCAUUUACAUGUUCUGAAUGUAGCAAAUGUUUUUCCCGUAAGUCAAAUUUAGUUACACAUCUGAUGACUCACAAAGGGGAGAAACCAUUUACAUGCUCUGAGUGCUAUACGUGUUUUACUGAGAAUCAAGAUCUUGUUAAACAUCAGAGAAUUCACACAGGAGAGAAACCAUUUAAAUGCUUUGAAUGCAGCAAAUCUUUUUCCCAUGAGUCAUCUCUUUUUAUACAUCAGAGGAAUCACACAGGAGAGAAACUAUUUACAUGCUCUUAA
Messenger RNA from Pseudophryne corroboree (corroboree frog), 651 nucleotides. Its product is annotated as gastrula zinc finger protein XlCGF71.1-like. Lineage: Eukaryota; Metazoa; Chordata; Amphibia; Anura; Myobatrachidae. Gene Ontology annotation, biological process: regulation of transcription by RNA polymerase II. The record is from RefSeq and is a predicted model, not a curated record. Gene Ontology annotation, cellular component: nucleus. The coding region runs from base 1 to 651 and encodes 216 amino acids. Gene Ontology annotation, molecular function: DNA-binding transcription factor activity, RNA polymerase II-specific. The transcript is spliced from 2 exons.